Molecule: messenger RNA, 1587 nt
Organism: Penicillium brasilianum
Lineage: Eukaryota; Fungi; Ascomycota; Eurotiomycetes; Eurotiales; Aspergillaceae
Source: the annotation of a GenBank genome assembly
AUGUGGUCAGGCCCCCAAAAAGCAAUAAACAACAUCAGCUUCAAGCCUCGUCAAUAUUCUAAAAAAUCCCCAGACAAAACCCCGGCCUCUCUUUCCAUCUUUCCCUUCUCCCAACCCUACCCUAUCCCUCAUACACCUCUCCCAUCCACACCUCUCUCCAAUAUUAUCCAUCACAAUGUUAGAUUUACCCCCCGACCUCCCAGACUACCUUCUCACCGCAACCCUAACCGUCCUCCUCCCAACAACAUCCCUAAUUCUAACCCCCAAAAAUUCCCCCCUCCGCUACAUAACCCUAGCAACUAUUACGUACCUCUCAUCCCGCUUCAUCAAGGCCACUCCAGAUCCAUCCACCUCCUCCUGAUCAAGCGUCUAGACGACCGCGACAUUGCGCGCGAAAUCCCCCACCGCGCAUUCUUCCGCUCUGAUAGACUCUGGCAUGCGGCCGAGGCCCUCAUCCAGCCGCGUGGUGUCAACACGCCACGGGAAGUUAAGAAUAUUCCCGCGCACCCGGGUUAUUAUGCGUCCCGCCAGACUGCGAAGGAUGGCGCCAGUGACCCUAUUCCCCGUGGUCAGUUUCUGACACGGCAAAUCAGCAUUUUCAUAUGGCAGUAUCUAGUAUUGGAUAUCUUGCAGACGGUGGCUCGAGAACAAGCCCUCCGAGAUGGUGGUGGUGGGUUUCGUGGAUUCACACGUAUAGAUUGGUUUAUAUCCCCGGAAGAAUGGCUUCAACGCGGUCUCACGAAUUUGAUAACUUGGUUCGUGGCGACCAGAAUCUUGAUCGAUGCGAAUUAUCGAUUCGCCUCUAUCAUUUUUGUGGGACUUGGAUGGGAUGGCCCUGAGAAUUGGCCGCCGGCAUUUGGCCGGAUGAAGGAUGUUUACACGGUUCGGAAAUUUUGGGGAAAAUUCUGGCAUCAAUUCCUCCGCGGAUCGUUCCAGGGAAUAAGCAAUUUCAUCGCGAGAGAUAUCCUGCAUCUUCCCCGGCCGUCAAUUCUAGAGCGAUACACGAAUAUCUUCAUCGUGUGCUUCCUCUCGGGCAUUCUACACGUUUGGACAGAUUACGUCCAAAACAUUCCAUUCGAGAACUCGGGCGCCUUGAUCGGGUUCACCAGCACCGCGCUCGCGAUCAUGUUCGAAGAUGGCGUGCAACACCUUUGGAAACGCUUCAGCCCACCGACUGAGAAGAAAGAUUCCAGUGAAGACGAUUUACCGCCGCUGUGGCAGAGGGUUGUGGGUUAUGUUUGGACGUUGACUUGGUUGGGCGUUACUUCGACGUGGUUUCUUUAUCCUAACAAUGAGUUGCCGAAGGAGCAUGCGAUGAUUGUUCCGGUGAGCUUGGCGGAGAGGGUUGGUAUGCAGCCUCUGGGGGGCGUUGUUUUGGGGACUGGGUUGUUGGUGGGAUAUCUCUUCAAGGCUGAGAUUUGAGAUGUUUUGUUCGUGUGAAUGGAGUUGCGGUCGAUGUGUGUUGAAACCUGGUUCGCAUGUAUAGAAAUCAGUAUGGUAUAGAUCAUUUGAUGAUGCUUAUAAGGAUUGAGAAAGGAGAGUCUACAAAAAGGAGUGAGAGCAUAUCUGUCCAUGGGCAUAACCGAG